Molecule: messenger RNA, 1224 nt
Organism: Exophiala oligosperma
Lineage: Eukaryota; Fungi; Ascomycota; Eurotiomycetes; Chaetothyriales; Herpotrichiellaceae
Exons: 4
Coding region: 1-1224 (407 amino acids)
Source: RefSeq, a predicted model, not a curated record
AUGCCGUCCAAACUACAAGGGUUCUCGAUCCUGCUCGCACUGGCUGCGGUCGUGUACCAAUUCCUCCUCAAGGACAUUCUGUUCCGAACCGUAGGACUAGGUCGAACAGUCUUACCCGUCUCUUCAUUCCCGUACAAAUGUCAUCGGAUCCAUGGAGAUCCCAACAUCCAAGCAUGUGAAGAUAUGUGGCUGGAUGAGAAUUCCAGGACAUUGUAUCUUGCCUGCUCGGAUUCGGCUGCCCGGAGAGAUUGGAUGCCCAAUAUCCACCGCCUCAAUGCAUCUGCACGUGCAUUGAACGAUCACAUUGUUGCGAUGGAGAUUGACAACCCGAGUACUUCUGGCGGCUACACUUAUCGAGUUCUCGAGACUCCAGGGUUCCCGGGGGUCAAUGGCGAUGGACGUAUCCAUGUCGUGGGCAUUACGGGAAUUCACUCUACAGAUAACUCGGACGCGCAACUGUGGCUGGUCAAUGACCGUCCUUCUGUGGAUUCGACCACGGGCGAAUUUCUAGACCAAGAGGUCGUCGGUGCCAAUGCCACAAUCGAGGUAUUCGCGACCAAACCAGGUGCAGAGACCAUGCAACACGUCAAGACAUACGCCGAUCCACAAAUUGCGACACCAAACAACAUAGCCGUGACGAAGGAUGGUGGUUUCUUCUUCACGAAUGACCAUGGUCCUCACAAGGUCGGCUGGCGCCACCAUCUCUCACCUGUUCUCGGGACCGGCGACGUCUCGUACUGUUCGGCGACUGGCAAUUGCAAGAAGGUAGCAUCCGGGUUCAAGUUUCCCAACGGACUCCAUCUCGGCAGUGACGGGUUGUUGUACAUCCCCAGUGCUGCAAAGGGGGAUAUCACCGUGCUCAAACCCGCCGCCGAUGGAUCAGUGACACAGGUGCACUACAUCCACCUCGACUACCCCAUCGACAACUUGUCAGAAGACGCGAAUGGCGACAUUUUUGCCGCCACGAUGCCCAAGGGUCUCGCGUCACUGGCAACGUUCAACGACCCGUUGAACGCGCCGACUGCGCCCUCCACGGUCUGGCGCAUAAGGCGACUCAAUCGACAUUUACCAGAUGAGUAUGAGUAUCAACUCGACAAGAUCAUCGAAGACGGCGCAGGGGAGAAGUUGCCUGGUAUGACCACCGUCAUUCAUGAUGCGAAGACCGGAACAUUGUUCAUGAGUGGUGUUGUUUCUCCCUUUAUUACCUUCUGUGAGAAGAUCUAA